This is a messenger RNA of Microplitis mediator, 563 nucleotides long. It is a transcript of the gene mRpL33, whose product is annotated as 39S ribosomal protein L33, mitochondrial. Bases 171 to 428 code for a protein of 85 amino acids. Gene Ontology annotation, cellular component: mitochondrion. The record is from RefSeq and is a predicted model, not a curated record. The transcript has 3 exons. Lineage: Eukaryota; Metazoa; Arthropoda; Insecta; Hymenoptera; Braconidae.
UGUUUCACUGCAGAACUUGCUAAGUAAAGUGUAGUUAUCAGGGUGUGUGUGUAAUUCAUUUUUCUCGAGCUCUUAACUAUCACCGAUAUAUAAAAUUAAUGGAAUACGAAACAAACAACGUUAACGAAUAUAAUUAUAAAUUGUUAUAAUUUCGGUAAAUAAUUCACAUCAUGUUUCUCACAGGUUUAUCAUUUGCUAAAAAAGCCAAAAGCAAACAUGUUUUAAUGAUGGUGGAAAGUUUAGUGAGUGGACAUAAGAUAAAUAGAAUUCGUGAAAGACUUGCCGAUAAAUUGGAAUUCAUGUUCUUCGAUCCCUAUGUUCAGCAAGAAGUAAUGUACAGAGAAAAAAAAAAGCUUUGUAAUAUAUAUAGAUUGAAAGAGACAUCAAAACCAUAUCCUGUCCGUAAGAAGCAUUAUUGGGAAUCUUAAUUUUAAUUUCAUAUUACUCAUGUUUUGAACGCUUCAUUAUAAUUAAUAUAGUACUUGAUGAUUUUUAAAAUGAUUCAAACCAUAAUUUAUAACAAAUAAGUUUAAAACAAUAAAUAUUUGGAUUAUUGAAUAAUA